AUCAUCUAUCACUGGGAUACGAUCUCACCGCAUACACAGAUCAACUUGGAUCUGUUUUUGGAGAUCGUCGACUUCUGUAUGGAUGCAAGCUAUUUUGUGUUCCGCAACCAACACUACCUACAAGUGGAAGGUACGGCGAUGGGUAAUCCGGCCUCACCAGUACUAGCGGACUUCACGUUGGAAGUUCUCAUCAACACUGUGAUACACCAGAUCAGCUGCCCAAUCACUGUGCACAAAUACGUCGACGAUUUGUUUCUUAUCGUCCCGAAGAACAAAUUAGAAGAGGUUCUAGCUGCCUUCAACUCGUAUCACAGCCGUAUCCAGUUCACGCAUGAGGAGGAACGAGAGGGACGUCUACCAUAUCUGGACAUGACCUUGGUAAGGCAGGCUGACAACAGCAUCCGUACCGAGUGGUACAUUAAGGACAUUGCGUCGGGCCGUCUCUUAAACUUCCUCUCCAUCCACCCCCUCUCCCAAAAGAUCAAUAUGGCAUCAAACUUUAUUGAUCGUGUCCAGCAACUCACAACAAACCAAACUACAGCUGAAAUCAACAAAACCAUAACCAAGUACCUUACCCUAAACGACUAUCCCCGCAGUCUGAUCAAUAGAUGUCUGAACUGCAAAAUCCAAAACAAACCCUCCCCCCAAAUCCACCCCUCCACUUCGCCUACCAACACUACCGAAAAGAUCUAUAGAUCUAUCCCAUACAUUCCUGGUCUUACACCCCGUAUCACCAAACUACUACGCCACGAAUGUCCAAACGUAGUAGUCACAUCCCGAAGUACGUAUACUGUAAGUAGUCUAUACACGCGGAUCAAAGAUGUGGUCCACCCGCUUAACCAACACAAUGUCAUAUACCGUGUGAAUUGUAACAACUGCGACAACAAAUACAUCGGCAUGACCAGCAAUCUCCUAAAAACAAGAUUGUCUGGACAUCGUAGCGAUGUCAACAGAUUGGACAAACUGCUACAAUCUGGACACAGCUACACCGAUGUAGAAGUACAAGCGACAAGGGAGAAGACAGCUUUGAUAUCGCACUGUAUCGACACUGGCCACCGUUUCGAUCUCACACAAGCAGAGAUAUUGGACCAAACCUUUAAGAGGUCGUCUCUCUCACUCCUAGAGAUGAUUUGGAUCCAUAACACCCAAGACACGGUCAACAAGAGGACCGACACGGAUGGGCUGAACAGUACGUAUGCUGGCAUACUACACGUAUUACACAAACACAGAACAAACCCCAAACAAAAUAACACAAACACACAAUAACAACAACCCACCCUACAGUUAGCUACAAACAGUUGUGCAGUGCAAACUACCAAACAGUAAAUGUGCAAAACAAAUCAAAAUCCAGGACAAAUACUGAUGUGCAGGAACAUAAACAGACGGUUUACACAUAUGACAAAACAAAACUUGACAAAGAACAACAUCCUUUGAUCCAGUGAAGAAGGCUUCAAAAUAUAAGCCGAAACGUCGGUAACGAAGGGAAACGGUUGUUACUUUUAUUCGACGGACUGAAAAGCCAAAUACGAAGAAAACUGAAAUUUGACAGUCGUUGCGAAACAAGUUGAAAAUUGCAAAAUGGCCAUAAAUGCACAUCAGAGCUAUUACGAUUAUAUUGACCAACACUACGGUACAUUUGCCACUGAACAACAUAAGAGCUACGCUACACAGAACAGAAAACUCGCACACAUGAACACACGCAAAACGUUUCUAAUCAACUGCAGAAGAAACGGAGUAUACCCUGCACACAUAACCAACACGUUCAGGUGUGUCUACGAGCUUCUAGAGGAGAGAAGUCCCUACAUCACCAAACUGCACAACCUCAUAACCCGAUUCAAACGAUCUCUUUUGAAUAUUGAGAUAGAGCACACUUUUUACAAAAUAAAGACACUUAACCGAGCAAUAGCUGCAACGAGAGCAUACAUCGUUCACCACACUGAAGCAGAAAACCACAGCAUGUUCAUCUUCUCACAGGACAUGGCUUACAACAGAAUCUUGGACCAGAAAACCAAACAAACCAACAAGAAGCUCACCAACCUCAUCUCAAAAAUGCAGUCCAGCAGCACACCCAACUUCCCCUCCCAGAACGCGAAGGCUAUCCUGAACGCAACCUCCAAAACAAUCCCAAAAGAAGCUGAAAUGCUGCUCAGCUUAAGCCCACGUUUCGCACUGCCUUUCCACAACAUCGCACACACACCGCUAUACCACCUACUUGCUGAAACAGAAACAAUAAUAAAGAUGGAAAACACCAAAAUAGUCCAAGACCGAACCAGAAGUAACAUAGCAAAUGUAGUUCACAACUACAUCAACGGUUUCAACUCAACACGACACAGCGAGUCCAGCAGCAAAAUACUCGCACAAGCACGCUACGUUACAUCGAAGUUCCUCAAAAGUAACGAAGACAUAUGUGUACUCCCAGCUGACAAGGGCAACCGCACUGUAGUCAUGUUGGUCGAGGAUUAUGAACGGAAAAUGAAUCUGCUUUUGAGUGAUACUACCACAUACACCCCUAUAAAAUCGGAUCCCACGCACAAGUUUCAGACAACCAACAACAACAUUGUAAAGAGACUGAAGGAUCUGAAACUAAUAGAUGACCGAACCGCUGCACGCUUGAGGACAUAUACUGCUACCUGUCCACGCAUCUACGGUCAGCCAAAAGCGCACAAGACGGAUCUUCCGCUGCGCCCGGUGGUUCCUGGUAUGACGGCUCCAAGCUACCAACUCUCCAAGUACAUCUGCAGCAUACUACAAGCUUCGAUCGACUCGAAGUACAACAUCAAGGAUUCUAUCAGUUUCGCCAGAUACAUCAACACGCUAACCAUCCCACCCGACCACAUGAUGGUGUCUUUUGAUGUCGUUGCUUUGUUUACCAACAUCCCUCGGGGGCUGGUUGCACACGACAUCAUCUAUCACUGGGAUACGAUCUCACCGCAUACACAGAUCAACUUGGAUCUGUUUUUGGAGAUCGUCGACUUCUGUAUGGAUGCAAGCUAUUUUGUGUUCCGCGACCAACACUACCUACAAGUGGAAGGUACGGCGAUGGGUAAUCCGGCCUCACCAGUACUAGCGGACUUCACGUUGGAAGUUCUCAUCAACACUGUGAUACACCAGAUCAGCUGCCCAAUCACUGUGCACAAAUACGUCGACGAUUUGUUUCUUAUCGUCCCGAAGAACAAACUAGAAGAGGUUCUAGCUGCCUUCAACUCGUAUCACAGCCGUAUCCAGUUCACGCAUGAGGAGGAACGAGAGGGACGUCUACCAUAUCUGGACAUGACCUUGGUAAGGCAGGCUGACAACAGCAUCCGUACCGAGUGGUACAUUAAGGACAUUGCGUCGGGCCGUCUCUUAAACUUCCUCUCCAUCCACCCCCUCUCCCAAAAGAUCAAUAUGGCAUCAAACUUUAUUGAUCGUGUCCAGCAACUCACAACAAACCAAACUACAGCUGAAAUCAACAAAACCAUAACCAAGUACCUUACCCUAAACGACUAUCCCCGCAGUCUGAUCAAUAGAUGUCUGAACUGCAAAAUCCAAAACAAACCCUCCCCCCAAAUCCACCCCUCCACUUCGCCUACCAACACUACCGAAAAGAUCUAUAGAUCUAUCCCAUACAUUCCUGGUCUUACACCCCGUAUCACCAAACUACUACGCCACGAAUGUCCAAACGUAGUAGUCACAUCCCGAAGUACGUAUACUGUAAGUAGUCUAUACACGCGGAUCAAAGAUGUGGUCCACCCGCUUAACCAACACAAUGUCAUAUACCGUGUGAAUUGUAACAACUGCGACAACAAAUACAUCGGCAUGACCAGCAAUCUCCUAAAAACAAGAUUGUCUGGACAUCGUAGCGAUGUCAACAGAUUGGACAAACUGCUACAAUCUGGACACAGCUACACCGAUGUAGAAGUACAAGCGACAAGGGAGAAGACAGCUUUGAUAUCGCACUGUAUCGACACUGGCCACCGUUUCGAUCUCACACAAGCAGAGAUAUUGGACCAAACCUUUAAGAGGUCGUCUCUCUCACUCCUAGAGAUGAUUUGGAUCCAUAACACCCAAGACACGGUCAACAAGAGGACCGACACGGAUGGGCUGAACAGUACGUAUGCUGGCAUACUACACGUAUUACACAAACACAGAACAAACCCCAAACAAAAUAACACAAACACACAAUAACAACAACCCACCCUACAGUUAGCUACAAACAGUUGUGCAGUGCAAACUACCAAACAGUAAAUGUGCAAAACAAAUCAAAAUCCAGGACAAAUACUGAUGUGCAGGAACAUAAACAGACGGUUUACACAUAUGACAAAACAAAACUUGACAAAGAACAACAUCCUUUGAUCCAGUGAAGAAGGCUUCAAAAUAUAAGCCGAAACGUCGGUAACGAAGGGAAACGGUUGUUACUUUUAUUCGACGGACUGAAAAGCCAAAUACGAAGAAAACUGAAAUUUGACAGUCGUUG
Messenger RNA from Culex pipiens pallens (northern house mosquito), 4456 nucleotides. RefSeq lists its product as uncharacterized. The transcript has 5 exons. The record is from RefSeq and is a predicted model, not a curated record. NCBI's taxonomy places the organism in Eukaryota, Metazoa, Arthropoda, Insecta, Diptera, Culicidae. The coding region runs from base 1579 to 4167 and encodes 862 amino acids.